Messenger RNA from Effrenium voratum, 1431 nucleotides. NCBI's taxonomy places the organism in Eukaryota, Dinophyceae, Suessiales, Symbiodiniaceae. The record is from the annotation of a GenBank genome assembly.
AUGGGGUCAACAUUCAGUGUUCCCAUUGAACUCCAACUGCAGCAGCAAGCAUUUCGGCUUGCGGCUCCUGCGCAGGGCGUCACCACGGAGUACGUGAUCCGAGAAGUUUUGCUGGGUGUCACGAUUUGCUUCGCCCAGAUCCCGGAGUCGGUCGCCUUUGCCUUCAUGGCAAACAUCAAGCCACCCAUCGCGCUGCACGCCGCGUGGAUCGUGGGAUUCAUCUGCAGCGCUUUUGGCGGACGCCCGGGGAUGGUCAACGGUGCCACGGGUGCCUUUGCAGCCAUUGUGGGGACCUUCAUCCCCCCCGCGGGCACUGGCAACAACGGCCCGGGGGUGGAGCUGCUCUUCCCCUCCGUGAUGCUGGCUGGGCUUUUGAUGAUGGUGGUGUCCGUCACGAAGCUGUCGCGCUUCAUCACUCUGCUGCCCUCACCAGUGAUGCUGGGCUUUUGCAACGGCCUGGCCAUCGUCAUCGGCAACGCGCAGCUGCAUCCGUUCACAAACCCGGAGACACACCACUGGAAGGAAGGUGCUGAGAUGAUUUGGAUGCUUGUCAUUUGCUUCUCGUCCAUGGCUGUCAUGGAGUUCCUCCCGAAGAUCCCCUUGAAGGUCUUCAAGGUGAUCCCCUCGUCCUUGCUAGCAAUCAUCACGGCCAUCGUCAUUGAGUUUGCCAUUGUGCGCAACACGGGGUCUCGCACAGACACCAUCCGGGAUGUGAGCGAGUUCACCGUGGAAACGGCAUUCCCCAUCCCCUUCUUCGUCUCCACAGAUGACGCCGUCAGCUAUGAGCUAGGGAACAUCCUCACUGGCAGCGGCAUCAGCCAGAUCAUUGUCCAGGGCAUUUUCCUUUGCCUCGUGGGCUCCAUCGAGUCUCUGAUGACUGCAGAGGUGGUGGAGUCCUUCACCAAGGAGCCCGGGGACGGGGAUCGCACGGUGCUGGCCAUGGGCGUGGGCAACGUGAUCUCCGGGUUCCUGGGCGGCAUGGGAGGCAACGCCAUGAUCGGCCUCUCCACGGUGAACUGCCUCAACGGCGGCAAGGGCCGGCUGGGGCCCUGCGUCACCGCUGUGGGGAUCAUGGCCUGCGUCAUGGGCGCUUACCCCCUUCUCAACUUCAUCCCCGUGGCGGCGCUGGCGGGAAUCAUGCUUGUAGUGGUGCUGCACACCUUCAAGUGGUUCACCAUCCCAAUGGUUUUGGCGGCCCUCCUUCCCAAGUUCCUUCGGGAGAAGCUGAGCCUGCAGCGCAAGGUGCCACGGGUCGAUGCCAUUGUCAUCAUUGUGGUGACCAUUUUGUGCAAGUGGCCGGCAGGCACCAACAUCGCCAUUGCCGUGGGCGUGGGGGUGGCCAUUUGCUCCAUGUCUUAUGCCUGGAACUCUGCCGACACGCUGCGUGGCCUGCAAAUGUGUGCUGGUGGGCCAGUGCAGGGAUGUCCUUAA